CUGUCCUACUCCGCCCUUCGGCGGGUAUCAAGUACCAGAUCAUCUUUCACUUUCGGGUUACUGUUGUUGAGAGAUGGCGCCGAUUCCGAAGACUGUGGGGCGGAUAAAGCUAGACUGUCCUCUGCGGUCUGGCUGUCCGCUGGAGGUCGCUGCUGUCCCCAAACUCUGCAAGGAAUUCGGUCCUGAAGACUACGGCGCAGAGGACAUAGUGGAUUUUCUUCGACGGCUUGUGGAGAGUGAUCCCCAGGGCCUGCACCGGAUCCAUGUGGAUGGGAGCAGCGGGCGGCUGCAGCUGUGGCACCAUGAUUACCUCUUGGACCAUUUCUGUGAUGAGGCUAAAACACCUGGACAGAGUGACAGAGACAAAGGGGCCGAGGGACUGGGCACCUACUGUGGUCUCCGAAAGUCCUUCCUGUAUCCUCCCCAAGGGUCUGAGCCCUGUGAGCCCUGCCCUCAUUUCCCCUCUGCCUCUGCAUCUGCCUCCGGUGGCUCAGACAGCCUACUUGAGGUGGCCAUGCCCCAGAAACUCCUGCUGACUGAAGAGGAAGCCAACCACCUGGCUGAGGAGCUGGUGGCUGAGGAGGAGCGCCUGAAACAGAAAGCAGAGAAGAAACGACUCAAGAAGAAGCGUCAAAAGGAUCGCAGGCGACAGGAACGCUUGGAGCAGGAGGGUGGGGAGCCCAAGCUCAAGGCCACCCCAGAUAGAGAUGGGAGCCCCCCAUCUAGCCCCGGGAACCCUGCUCAGGGACAGUGUGGUGAGGAAGAGGACUUACUGGAUCUAUCUAGCACUUUCGUGUCUCUGGCUUUGCGCAAGGUUGGGGAUUGGCCCCCCAGUGCCCGCAGAGACAAGGGACUGAGCCAGGAGCCCCGAGGCAAAAGUCUGGGCCCCCAAGAGAAGAUGGGCCAGGAGGAAGGGAGCUCUCCAAUAGAAGAAAGGCCCAGGCAGACCCCUAAGGCAGAGGCAUCUCCAGGACUACCGGCAGCUGCCUUACAGCAGAGCCAGGAGCUGGCAAAGCUGGGUACCAGCUUGGCCCAAAAUGGUUUCUACCACAAGGCUGUGUUUCUUUUUACCGAGGCCUUGAAGCUCAACCCUCGGGAUCAUCGGUUAUUUGGAAACCGCUCUUUCUGCCAUGAACGGCUGGGUCAACCAAUGUGGGCCCUGGCUGAUGCCCAGGUGGCCCUUACUCUGCAACCUGGCUGGCCCCGAGGCCUCUUCCGCCUGGGCAAGGCCUUGAUGGGACUGCAGCGUUUUGAAGAGGCAGCUGCUGUGUUCCAGGAGACUCUGAGAGGCGGCUCCCAGCCUGACGCAGCCCGGGAGCUCCACUCUUGCCUUCUGCACCUCGCCCUGCAGAAUCAGCGAGGAGGAAUCCGGGUACCACAUCUGACAACUGGGUUCCCGCAACCAUUUUCCCAUGCUGAGCCAGGCACCACAAGCCUCCCGUCUGUCAGUCGCCCUCCAAGCACUGCUCCAAGAGCUCCUGGCCUUCUGUCUCUACCCUUGCGUUUUCCCCCAUGUCAUCUGAGCCACCCCAACUGGACCCUGCCCCAAAUUCAGACUAGAAGACCGCACCCUCUCCAGGACCCCUCAAAGGGCUCUGGUGUGCUAGGACUUGGGCCCCAGCAUCUACCUCAGGCCAGAUGACAGAGGACCUGUCCCUCAUAGGACAAGGCCAUGUGUGUAUCCCAAAGUUCACUGCAUAUUUUGAGACCUUGUACUCUAAAACCAUAAUUAAAGACACCCCUGGUUGUCA
Neofelis nebulosa (Clouded leopard) is the source of this 1751-nucleotide messenger RNA. It is a transcript of the gene TTC31, whose product is annotated as tetratricopeptide repeat domain 31. The coding region runs from base 74 to 1642 and encodes 522 amino acids. NCBI's taxonomy places the organism in Eukaryota, Metazoa, Chordata, Mammalia, Carnivora, Felidae. Gene Ontology annotation, molecular function: protein binding. The transcript is spliced from 13 exons. The record is from RefSeq and is a predicted model, not a curated record.